Prorocentrum cordatum is the source of this 1054-nucleotide messenger RNA. The record is from the annotation of a GenBank genome assembly. NCBI's taxonomy places the organism in Eukaryota, Dinophyceae, Prorocentrales, Prorocentraceae.
UGACACCUUCCUGAUUUCUCCACGCGCGCCUAUGACAAGCCAACGCUCCCUGCGCUGAUGGCACACGCGAUGCUGCGCCGAGCCUGCAAGGCAACCCGCGAACAGCUAACGCGGACACAGGUCGGCCGCAUGCAACAACCUACAAAUGUACACGUUCGGCCUCAAUGCUGGAGUCGGUGUGCCAAUCAGAAUUGACGUCUGUACUCCCGCUUGGCAGAGCGACUGGGACUGUGGGGGGUGGCACGGCGUGCACCCCGCGCAUGUCCGAGGAGAAGACACAGGUGGAGAUUGACGAGUGUUGGGAGGAAGGAGGAGGUGACGGCGCGCGCGUGGGGAAGGGAGCCGCGCUGGAGCCGAGGCAGGCGAUGGCCUUCGGUCACCCUGCCUUCGUGGGCGGGACACCUGCCUGCUCAGCGCCAGGGGAGCCGAUCUUCCCGCCCCUCGGGAGACGGUGGACAACACGGCCCUCCGCCAGCCGACCCGUCGCCGCUCUGCCUCCGCGGGGCCUCCGCCGAGGGCGGCCUGCGCCGCGCGCGAGGCCCCGACCCGCCACGCCCAGCCCUUCAAGGAGGCGCCACGCCUGCGCCCGCACCGACCCUGCGUGCGCUCGCCCAGCGCCGGUGGCGGUGUGUUUCCUUGGGGUCGCCGGGCAAAGACCUCCACGCUCACUGGCCCUCGGGGGGUCCUCGGGCAUCGGCUCCCCUGGCCGCCGCUGUGCACAUAAGCUCCCACCUCGGGCUCAGAGAUGGCGUCGGGAACCCUGCCCGACUUAACCGUGUGGCCGGCGUCGCGGGCAAACAAAAACUAAGCAGGAGGCCUCGGCAGGUCGGCAGUGGGAGAUGAAAGAGCGUGUUCUACCGCUGCUGGAAAAGGAAAGGCAUCGCAGACCCAGUUGAGGCACAGCAGCAAACACUCUAGAACCACGAGCGCGCUUCGCGCGCGCUCGUGGUUCUAGCACAGCGCAGGGCAGCGUCUCGACACGGCAGGUGCGCCUCGCAGCGUCUGUCCUGCAGAUGCUUCGACCCGCUUCAGGCAUGAUUCGCACCCCUCGCGC